This is a messenger RNA of Trichoderma atroviride IMI 206040, 765 nucleotides long. RefSeq lists its product as uncharacterized. NCBI's taxonomy places the organism in Eukaryota, Fungi, Ascomycota, Sordariomycetes, Hypocreales, Hypocreaceae. The record is from RefSeq and is a predicted model, not a curated record.
AUGAUGCGACACGGAGUUACGGUACCGGCGCUUCUAUUGACAUUCGCAUCAAGUCUAGCUCUCGCACAAGAGAUUGACAACCAACUUGAGCGCAGAAAAUACCAUUUAAACGAUCCGGGCCCCGAGAACUUCAGAAUCUGGAACCGAGAACGAAAUGCACACGCUUGCAUCAUGUCCAUCGUCUUCAUUGUGCUCUACCCUCUGGGCGCAAUCUCUCUCCACCUCCCUAUCCUACACAUCCCAUAUCUAAGGAACACAUAUCUUCAAAACAAAGUCAUGGCGAUGCACGUUCCGAUCCAGCUGAUAGGGUUCGUCAUGAUGAUUGGAGGCUUUGGGCUCGGCAUCAAAAUUGCUUCGCGCGUUGGCUAUCUCAGCCAUCCAGUGCGCGCCCACGUCGUCAUUGGUUUCGUUGUCGUUUGCACAAUUAUACUCUUUCAGCCCCUCCUGGGGAUUCUGCAGCACAGGUACUUCAAGAGGACGGGUGGCAAGAGCAAAUUUGCAUAUAUGCACCGCUGGCUGGGACGGAGCGCCAUCGUCACCGGCAUGAUCAACACGGGGCUGGGGUUUCAGCUGGCUCAAAAGAAUGUGAUAAUCCACACGAGCUCGUAUGUCAGGAGUUAUGUCAUUCUUGGUAUUUUGGGAAUGAUCUGGGUUCUUUUGGUUCUUUAUGAUGAGCGAAGAUGGCGCAAGCAGCCGCCGUUCCAGAUGGAGGAGAAGAGGGAGUCACAGGAGCAAGAACAGCCACUGCAAGCUAUGACGACGUAA